Messenger RNA from Anopheles funestus (African malaria mosquito), 2607 nucleotides. RefSeq lists its product as uncharacterized. The record is from RefSeq and is a predicted model, not a curated record. The transcript has 3 exons. Bases 844 to 1461 code for a protein of 205 amino acids. NCBI's taxonomy places the organism in Eukaryota, Metazoa, Arthropoda, Insecta, Diptera, Culicidae.
GCGGUGUGUGUGUGUAUGUGUUGGCAACACCGUUACCACGGGGUCUGGAACUAGAUGUUCGUUUGUCUUGGCCACAAUGGCUAAGGGGGCGAAAGGGACACCACUAUGGGGCGUGCAUCGAUCCUAAGCCUUGUCGGCAUUCGUCCUUCGAGUUGCUCACUCGUGGCAGUAGAAUUUUUUUUGUGUGCUUUAACACAUCAGGAGCAGGUUGAUUCCGGGAGGUUCGUGGCCAAGUCGUUGCCAAAACACGCAAACCUUCCCCUUCGGUGUCUACCAGGUUCCUCCGAAGUCUUCCCCGAGCAGCAAAUCGCCAUCGGGUUAGUGGAACUGGGCGACUUGGCUAUACGCUCACUUCGUCACGGCACUCGCAACGGUUCGGUCGCAAAAACGAGUCACGGCGGGUACGGAACGUUGUACGGAUCGGUGAGAAGUUCGGUCGAGAAUCAGUGCUAACCCAUGUAGGGGUCGGUAGGCAGGAACGCUGCAAAAAAUUGUUCUCCUCUCUUCGCUUAAUGUCGCUAUGUGCGGCACGGUUUGAGGAUACUAAAACCACACCAGGUUAUACGGUGGCACGUUGAUGGAAAGAACUUCUUUCGCACGCCCGCAUCUAAUCAUUAACCUGUGGGAGUCUCGUUGUACCGGGUACCUCUAAGUGACUCAUUACUUUGACAACGGGCUUCGUAACCGACAAGACGCAUAUAGCGUGGAGUGCAUAACGGUGGUAACGGCAUAACAUUUCCUGUGACGUAGCAUCCUGUCCGUUGCAGACCAGAAGUGCAUUCGCUGUGACUUGGAGUGAGGUGAUCCCGUGGGGAGGUGUGACGAAAGCAAAAGGUACCAAACAUGGGUCCACUUAAGCAAAUGACACAUUGCGGAAGCAUAAGUGCACUGUUUGCGGUGUUGAUAGUGCUGUUCGGCGUCAGUUCGUCGGCACUGACUACAUUUGGGAAGUCUAACACGAAUCAACAGGCAGCUCCAACACCACCGCCGGUGGUUGCCAAAAGCUGUACAAACCAUGGGGAUUGUAGUACGAUACAAAACACAAGCUGCGUACUGGAUCCGAUCGAUGAUCGUAUGCGGUGCCUGUGUGGUGAUUUCAAGGCACCAGUAAAUGGAUUAUGUUCCGCCAAAUAUAAAGGACUACGCCAUCUGUGUGGUGAUUCAGCUCAAUGCGAUUACGGCAUGAUGUGCGCCAUCGAGAAUGCGACCAAACCGACCACGACGCUGGUGACAAGCAAAACGUUUCUCACCAGCAGCAUGCUGAACAGUAACGGAAACAACACGUACAAAGUGUGCUUGUGUGACGAAGAGGCAGAAUUUUUCGAAAAUAAACACGAGCAUCACUGCAGCGGUACGGUAAUGAUCGUCACAUCCGGAGCAGUGAUCCCGCUGAUGAUGCUGCUUUUGGGAAGAUUUAUCGCCAACCUUCCCAUAGCGCACAGCUGGAACACAGCGCUUUAAAACGGCCCCAUCACGAGCUAUCAGAAGUCGCAAAGCCACAUUGCACAUUGCACCACGCCAAACAGCAAAUGGCGGCAACGUCUAGGCAUAACAGCUUUCGGCAAAGUACUGUAUGGAUACAGAAGGGUGGAUAGAUUAGUCUGCACUUUACGUUAAAUCCGAAUUUCUUGUCCUAGCACCAGAUAAGCCUUACAAGAGUAGUAAUGAACAAUCGUAGCAAGAGGAUAGGGGAUCGAAAAUGGCGUAAGACGGAGAACAUUUAAUCUGUUAAACAUCACGUAUAUUGAAGCAUAUGAUCCAACACACAUUAUAAAUUACGAUAUCUUUUCCGAAAUCUUCACACUACGCCACUGCAGACAUUAAAUGCCUUAUCAUAUGAAAUUACCAUCAGCAAAAGAAAAAUCAAUAUCUCAGUAAACAAUUUGGAUUCAAAUACACACAUUUAGAGCAGGAACAAAACAUGAAACUUAGUACAUUCAAUUGUCAAAAAAAAAAUUCAAUUUGCUUGAUCUGGUUAAUUAUAUAAGGAAUAAAAAAAACUUAACUGUAAAAUAACAUGGCAAUUCAAUCUUACUAGAGAUAGAGGAUUCAGUCUCUUCAUCAAACUAUAGGGUUUUGUUUUCGUAGAUGUAAAUAUAAACCUUACUCUUGAAUCAUUUUAGUAUACUAUUCAUAUUAAGCAAAGGGCUCACAUUGAUGUAUACAGAAACUUAGUAUCUUUUAUAUCGAUAGUAUGAACAUAAAGGCUUAGAAGUGUAAAAGUGCUGACUUACUUUAUUUUUCCCAAAAAACUAACACUAAGUAUAUGCUCGGAAGCUCUAUCUAUUCGUGCUUAAUGUUAAUACUGUGUGAUUUGUAGAAGCGGACGGAAAAAGCAACAAAACGAAAUCAUAGUGUAUACAUAUCGUGUUAUAGAGGAGAAACAUACGAUUCUAUUCUGAAGCAAAUGUAAAUGAGCAAUAAUCGAAAUUAGCCGUGGCUUGCGCACAAGGAAUAAAGAUCGUGUCUACAAUUUAUAAUGCAGUUUACAAGCAUAGAUGUGAACUGGACGAUUGUAAAGUUGAAUGUUAUGUGAAUAAAUUUCUUUGAUCUACGUAUGCUUUUUAGCUCUGCUUGGCGCAUAGAAGUGCAUUUUUAACUCAUUAA